GAGCAGUUCUAUCAAGCAGGUCGAAAGCGAUCGGCCUAUUAGUAAAGGCUGUGAAGUCAAGAGUGUACGUAGAACCAGCAGACAGUGUUUCAUAUAGUCUUUGGCCAACCACGCGUAUGUGCACUCCGUUCGAACUAGUAUCAAGUUUCCAAUAUCAAGUGCAUAUUUUUGCAUAAUUAUCGACUGAAAUGAGCACAAGAUCGCGUUGAACGUCUCUUUGUGUUGCACGGAAGCAGCACGCAAUAAUUAGAACAAACGAAUUACUCAUUGCUUGUGCAAAGUGAAGGAAAAGGACCUAAAUACGACUUUGAAAAUGAAAAUAAAAGUUUUUAUUUGAGGAGCUUCUUUGUGCUGAUGUGAGAGUGUUGUCCGAGAAACAGUUCUGAAGCACUAGGCGUUGGAAGCAGCAUCAGUCUGCUGAGAACUGUGUUUUACAUUGCAUCCCGAGAAGCAACCAUGAGUGCCUAUAGAAAACAUUAAAAGUGUUAUCAUUAAAAGUGAGAUCAAGAAAUAGUAUUUUUCUUUGUUAUAAGUGCAUCGUAACACCAUAGUGCCAAACUAGUGUUAAGUGUAAGAUAGUUGGAUAUAAAGUCGUACAGAAUGUCGAACAAGAAAGGACGGAAAGUUACAAGGACUGAUAGUGAUAUAGCAUGCGAGGAAGCAUCCAGGUUAACGGCCGAUCUACAGGAUGAGGUGUCACCUGAAGAUGACGAUGGAAUGUGUGAAUACCAUGAUAUGCCGCCUCCACCGGAUGGCGGCUACGGGUGGGUGAUUGUGUUUGCGUCGUUUAUGUGUAACAUGAUAGUGGACGGUAUUGCGUAUACCUUUGGUGUGUUCCUGAAUGAAUUCGUGCAGUACUUUGGCGAAGGCAAGGGUACGGUAGCGUGGGUGGGUAGUUUACUUAGUGGAAUGUACUUAAGUGCUGGUCCCGUGGUGUCGGCACUGGCGAACAAAUAUGGCUGCCGGGCAGUCUGUAUAGCUGGUAGUAUAAUCUCCAGCGUGGCAUUUGCUCUCAGUACCUUAAGCCCGAAUGUGACCGUGAUGAUGCUGACCUACGGUGUGAUGGGAGGUAUCGGAUUUGGCUUUAUCUAUCUACCCGCAGUCGUAGCCGUCGGGUAUUACUUUGAAACGAAACGUUCCUUGGCAACCGGCAUCGCCGUUUGUGGUUCCGGUUUCGGUACCUUUGCCUUUGCUCCGCUGGCUAACAUGUUACUAGAGCAUUUCGACUGGAAGAGUUCCACACUAAUAUUAGCUGGUCUAAUAUUGAACUGCGCAAUUUUCGGUGCUAUGAUGAAACCUCUCACCUAUCCAAAGGAAGAUAAGGUUAAACCGUUAAUGCAGCGCAUGUAUGAGGAAAAACGAAUGCAAAUGGAGCGUGGCUCAAUCGGUGGUUCCUACUUCAUGGUGCAGUUACCAGACGGUACGAUGGAAAAAAGACUGAAAGCUCCUUUAAAUGCCGAUCCGGGCGUACAUUCGAGUUUGGCUCUCGAUCAGCUAGCCGCACAACAGGGAAUGACUAAUGUAGCCACUCUGCCUACUAUCACCGAAGCCAAGGUCCAGGAACAAAAUGGCUCCAGUAAUUCUUCAUCCGAGUCCGAGCAUAUAGAAAUGAAGAAACCAUUGCAAAGGAAACGCACUACCAACUCCGAGUCGGAUGCUAACGAUUACAGUAUAAACAAUAUGCCGCGCAACGCAUCACAACCUGCAUUCACCAGUAAUCAGUCGGGUAUUCCAAAGAACGGAUCCGUUCCAACGUUUGAUCGUGUCCGUAAGCAUUCGACAGGUGAAAGAUUCAAGCCAUCCUUAGCUGCCAUUAAAGCAAGCUCUAGAGGUGAUGUUGGUAGUAACGGAGAUGUACGUAAAUCUAUGCAUUUAAAACUGUCACGCGGCUAUGUCAUCGGCAGCAAAAAUAAUAACGCUGAAGAUUUUGAUGAUAGUGUAAUGUAUACGUCCAAGGCCUCUCUGAAAGGUGAUCGCCCGGUAAUGGUUCGUCCGCUGUCCCGUAAGGAUAUCUUCUACUCGGGAUCCGUCACCAACCUGAAGGAGUUCCAGUCGCAAAAGUCACUCACCAACUAUCGCAACUCUGUGAUUUCGUUGACCAAGUUCGAGCGUGAUCACAGAAGUGAUGUUGCCCGUGAUGAUUUGGAGAAAGGAUCUGAACAGUACUCCCUCUGUCCGUGUUUUGUGCUUCCCGAAUCCUUCAAGAAUGCCAUCGGAGCAAUGAUGGAUAUGAGCUUACUCAAGGAUCCGGUAUUCAUGAUGAUUGCCAUUUCGAACAUUUUCGGCAUGGCUGGACUGUACGUCCCCUUCGUGUACUUAGUAGAUGCGGCUGUGCUCGAUGGAAUUGAACAAAAUUCCGCCUCGUUCCUUAUUUCCAUAAUCGGUAUUACUAAUACCGUUGGUAGGAUUGUUUGUGGUUACGUUGCUGAUUUCCCUAGUGUAGACGCCUUGUUCAUGAACAAUGUUUGCCUUGUAAUUUCUACGUUUGCCGUGUCUUUGACGCCGUUCUGUCAUACUUAUCCUGCGUACGUAGCGAUGGCGAUUGCCUUUGGAAUUGCAGUUGCUGGUUACAUCUCGUUGACGUCAAUUAUUCUGGUAGACUUGCUGGGGCUAGAUAAGCUUACAAAUGCCUUUGGUUUGCUGAUCCUUUUCAGAGGGGCUGCCACAAUCGUUGGCUCACCCUUGGCUGGAGCACUCUACGAUGCGACAAAGACGUAUUCGAUUCCGUUCUUCGUUGCGGGUGGCUUAUUUGGCCUGUCGGCCAUAUUCAGUUUUGCUGCACCGGCAAUGAAAAGAUUCCGCAAGCAAGAGGAAGCACCCGUCCACGUUGAGGUGCUCACACCGAUCGAUGAGGAGCCAUCAGAAGACCUAGCCGACGACGACCAGCCCAUCACAAUGGUACCAAAGAUUGUCCAAACUGCACCGAGUCCAUCCACGGAACAACCACCAAUAACUUCCAAUACAAUCAACAAUGAUCAGCGGAAGCAGAAACAGGCAGCCACCAAUGGUAACAGCAAGGAAAUCAGUCAGAUGGAAUCUGUGCUGUAACCGUUGCGUCCCCUUGUAGGUGUACUGUACACGUGAUCAUCUCACACAACACAAACGAAACACGAGUUUAUGCGCGCUUGUGCUUAGAAUUGUACAUUUAAGGUUUAGGACGAACGUGUUUUGAUUAUGUUAUAUUUAAUUGAAACAGAGCAAACAAAAUAAAACAGUGUCAUACAGUGGAAAAAAGUUGUCUGUGAGGAUACCAAUCAGAGUAUAUUAGGAUCAAGUAAAACAAAUUGCUAGCUAAACUAAGAGCGAGGUGUGAUUCUACUGUGUGUAACUUUUGUAUGCGUUAUAUAUUUUUAUGAUUGUUCAGUUUUGACACAGCUGCUAAAUAAUGACCGAAUUAUUAAGGACGUAGUUAUGCAAAGCUAGUUAACGCGAAACAUCCAAAUCUGAAGCCAAUGUUUACACUAAAAACAAUUUGAUAGAGAAAAACUGAUAAAAAUGUAAAACAAGAGUAUUAAUUGGUUCUAGGUGUAUAUAGAAAGAGUGUGUGUAUAAAUGAAACGUGGAUGCGGUGGAUGCGAAUUAAGUUUACUAAAUGAUAGGGUGUAUCAAAAACUAAAGUUAUAUAGCUGUUUUAGGAUUCUACACAAAAGAGUCGACAAAGAACAGUGUCAUUUAAAUGGCAAGAUGUACUAGAAAGCUAAUGCAAAAUGAGCGAGCAUUCUUCUUUUUUUCCUGUAGGAUAUAUGAACUAUUGCAAAAUUGUUUUGAUAUUAGAUUAACAAGUUUAUUGGAGAACAAAGCCAAUUCACUUUACCAGUAGCCGCUGUAACGAAUUCUGAAAAAACAAACACAUAGCUAUAGUAUUGCUACCAGUAUAAAGCGCCAAUGAAAACUGUAGCCAGCUUUGUUCGUCGUGCAUAAGAUUAAAUUAAUAUAAAUUGUGAAAGACAUAUUUUACAAUCGAAACUCUAUUUCUACUCACUUUAUUUAAUUGAAAGAAUAAAAUAAAAACUCCUUCAAUUUUUAAAAUUUACCAACGUAACGCUUGUUGAUACAUAUCAAAAUAUAAUUGAAUAUUAUUUUGUGAUUUAAGCCCGUUUAAAACUAUUAUUCUACCCAAUAAAUGAUGCUAUCAAUCCAAAAUUGGAGAAAAAUAUAUCGUAAACGUAGUUUCCUCCCUGAGAUUUUCCAAAACUAUGCACGGCGAACGAUCUGAUGAACAAGGCUUCGUAGAAGCCAAUACUUCUUGAACAAACGCUUAUAACAUCAAUCGGAUGAAAAAAUGCUGAGAAUAUCGAAUGUAAAACGUUUGUUGAAAAAGCGAAUGAGUAAACGAAACACAAAGCUA
This is a messenger RNA of Ochlerotatus camptorhynchus, 4348 nucleotides long. RefSeq lists its product as uncharacterized. The transcript has 11 exons. Lineage: Eukaryota; Metazoa; Arthropoda; Insecta; Diptera; Culicidae. The coding region runs from base 601 to 3048 and encodes 815 amino acids. Gene Ontology annotation, cellular component: membrane. Gene Ontology annotation, molecular function: monocarboxylic acid transmembrane transporter activity. Gene Ontology annotation, biological process: monocarboxylic acid transport; transmembrane transport. The record is from RefSeq and is a predicted model, not a curated record.